AUGUCCGAACUCAUCGAAAUCUCCACCUUCACCCUCAAGAUCAACUCCCCCGUCCCUCCUCCCACCCUCAUCUCCAGCCUCAAACUCCUCUCCUCCGCGCCGGGCCUCAUCGCCAUCUACUUUGGCCCUCACAUCGAGUCCCCCACGACGUACACCACCGUCACCCGCUGGUCCUCCCAGGCCUCCCGCGACGCCUUCUUCAACGUCCGGAGUCCCACCUGGCAAUCCUCCUUUACCGCAUCCCUCGAAACCCUUUCCGUGUUUUCCAGCUCUCCAUCUUCCUCCUCAGCAUCAUCAUCAUCAGAUAACUCGGGUCAAGACGCAGCCAUCCCGCUCGGCGCUCCCUGCACGGAAAUAUUCUUCAGUUUCGGCGCAGACGAGGAUUACCUCGAGAACCGCCUCAAUCCGUUCGUAAAGGCCAUCACCAGCGCUAGUCUGCCUGGCCUCUUUGGCGGCUUCACGGCAGAGUUUGUUCCCGUGAAAUGCGUCGGCGUUGAGAAGCCGGAGCCCAAGACGGUCGUCUUGAUGUUGGGCUGGAACUCAAAGGCCGACCACGAGGCACAAAAGGGCCAGGGAACAGUGAUUGACAACAACAUCCAUCUCAUCAGAUCAGGCCGCAAAGCCGUCAGCAUGUUCCACGUCAACUUCAAGAAGUUGUAGACCUGUUAGCUGUCACAGAAUGAGUGUCCACAAGCGGUUUACAUCGAAAUGACCCAAACACCCGGGCAGCAGAGGGUAAGGGAAAUCG
This is a messenger RNA of Trichoderma reesei QM6a, 748 nucleotides long. RefSeq lists its product as uncharacterized. The coding region runs from base 1 to 660 and encodes 219 amino acids. The transcript has 3 exons. The record is from RefSeq and is a predicted model, not a curated record. NCBI's taxonomy places the organism in Eukaryota, Fungi, Ascomycota, Sordariomycetes, Hypocreales, Hypocreaceae.